UCUUGCAUGUUCCUGCCUUCUUGUACUCUGAACCAAACGUUACCUAUCUGUUUUUUCCUAACACCCUUUUCCAACCUCCAUAAUUCUACUCUUGUCCCUCUCUAUCACAACCCACCUCAGAACCAAAUUUAACCACUGGACUAACGUGGGUCAAAGCUAAUUUGGAUAGCAUUCCAUUUCUGUCAUCCAGGACCAUGAUUCAUCUAUGAAUCAGACGGUGCCGUAUGAUGUUGCCGUCAAAACUUCAAUAAAAGCUAUAUCCGAACCAAAUUCCAAACACUGCACGACGCAGGGAUUCCUCUGUUUCUAAAAAAAUCUUCCUUAACCACCAAUCCCUAAAAACCUCAAUUUCUCCAAAAUCCCAACCGACCUGUUGAUUCAAAACCUCAAAAUGGCCCUAAGAACAAAUCUAUUCUUUCCAAACACAAUUCUUCAAUCCUACUUUUGUCCCUCCCCCACUACAACCCAUUUCAGAACCCGAAUCCUAUGCACCCACAAAAAAUGCAGAAGUGAUGCUGAUCUUGCAUCAGACUUGGCAUCAGAAGUAGCAAAAAUAAACAUCCAUUUGGUGCAACGAGAAGAGGCCAUGAAGAAAAGCAGAGAACUACUUUUCGCUGAGCUUUGCAAGUAUUUGGCUUUGGAUAAAGACGAAGUGAAGAGGAAAUGGAGCAAAAUGGAUCAAGAGGAGAAAAGGGUUUUGAUUAAAGGGUUUGUUGAAGAAUGGGGUGUCAAUUUUCACCCUUUAUCUGCUAGGUCUGUCAAGGAAAUGAUUGAAGAGUACUUACAUGAAGGGAAGCCACCUUCACAUUCUUCUGGUUCCAUGCUGUUUCCAGGUUUGAAGAGGAUAAUGGGGUUUUCUCAAUAAGUUCAAACGUAUAAGAUAUGUCAUGUAGUGAUAGAAACUUAAUCGGAAUGGCUGGUUUGUUGUUUGUUGUUUAAGUGCUGGAUAUUGCUGACAAUCGGAUUUGGCUUCUUUUUGACUAGUAAAGUUUGAUAAAUUCACAGAAAAAGAAGAUUGAUCAGUGAAUGCUUUUAUUAAUGUGUAUGAUAAUUUGUUUCCCCUGAAA
This is a messenger RNA of Populus trichocarpa (black cottonwood), 1067 nucleotides long. RefSeq lists its product as uncharacterized. NCBI's taxonomy places the organism in Eukaryota, Viridiplantae, Streptophyta, Magnoliopsida, Malpighiales, Salicaceae. The transcript has a single exon. Bases 392 to 865 code for a protein of 157 amino acids. The record is from RefSeq and is a predicted model, not a curated record.